AUGACAGAAACAGCAGACCUUAAAUCAGAACAUACAGAGAAGGUUACAGGACUUUCUACCUCUAAGGAAGUACCCGAAUCCACGCUUACACAAAGAAAACAACUGUCUGCUCCAGCUACACCAUCUUCAAAACGUUCAACUACAUCAAAGAAAAAACGUGCAUUUAUCAAUGUGGCUCCGUUGAAUACCCCAUUGUCUCAUCGACUCGAAACUUUGGGGGUUGUUUGGCAUUGUAUUAGUAUUCCUUUUUUUAUUUGCUUAUUUUUUUUCAUGAUAUCGUUGGGUUUAUUUGGGUGGAUUGUAAUAGUCUUGCCAUACUUCAUUUGGUGGUAUGGGUUUGAUUUGCAUACCCCAACCAAUGGUAAAGUUGCUUAUCGGUACCGUAAUUCAAUGAAGAAUUUCAUCAUUUGGGAUUGGUUUGUCAGAUACUUCCCUAUAAAGGUUUAUAAGUCUGUCGAAUUGGAACCCACAUUCAAGGAGGUUUUGGUAGAAGAGACUGAAAGUUCGGAAGAUGAUGAUGAACAAGAUUUAGUGUCUGAACGAAGCAGGACAUUGGUUGACAAGGUUUUCAAGUUUUUUGGAUUGAAAAAACGUUUGAAUGAUACAUCUCUGGGGAAAUCGGAAACCUACAAAACGGUGUCUACUGGUCCCAGGUAUAUAUUUGGAUACCAUCCUCAUGGGGUUAUUUCAAUGGGUGGUGUUGGUUUAUUUGCAACCAAUUCGUUACGAAACGAACCCUACACACCUUUCCUCAAAUUCUUGAAGCCAUUCUUCCAUGACAGUACCAAAGGUGAACGGUUAUUCCCAGGUCUUGGAAAUAUUUUCUUGUUAACAAUCACCACACAGUUUGCUAUACCAUUUUAUCGUGAUUAUUUGAUGGGGUUGGGAGUCACCAGUGCUUCAGCAAAGAAUAUCAGAAGUUUAAUUAACAAUGGUGAUAAUUCUGUCUGUAUUGUGGUCGGUGGAGCUGAGGAAUCUUUGUUAAACAAUAUGGUCGCAAAACACGCCAGAGUUGGUUACGGAUAUAAAGAAAACCAGGACAUUAACGGAAGCGACACCGAAGAUGAUGAACCAGAGCAGCAACAACAACAACAAAAUGGAAACGUCGAGGUCAAGAAGAAGAGUACAAAAGAAGUUGACAACAAAACAUCAAGCCAACCUCCUAAACGUGAAGUUAAAUUGAUUUUAAACAAACGUAAAGGAUUUGUUAAAUUGGCCAUAGAAUUGGGCAACGUUGCUUUGGUACCAACUUUUGCAUUUGGUGAGGCAGAUGUGUAUAGAUUGGUCCAACCAAGUCCCACAUCUAUGAUGUAUAAAUUCCAGAAAUGGAUGAAAGGUAUUUUCCUGUUUACCAUUCCAUUAUUUAGCGCACGCGGUGUUUUCAUUUACGAUUACGGGUUGUUACCUUUUAGAAAUCCUAUAAACAUUUGUGUUGGUAAACCGAUAUAUAUCCCUGCUGGAGCCUUGCAAGAAUACAAACAACAACAUCCAGAAGAGUUUACUGAGGAAGAGACUAAACCACCGAUGAAAAAAUCUGGGUCCUUUACCGAUAUUUUCAAAAUAAACGAUGAAACACCAAAAAUCUCCACGAUCAAAACGAAAAUACCACCUGCAUUAUUAGAUAAGUAUCAUAAGUUAUAUGUAGAUGAGUUGAGAAAUGUUUAUGAAGAAAACAAACACAAGUUUGGUUAUGGAGACGUUGAAUUUAGUAUUGUCGAAUGA
Messenger RNA from Candida dubliniensis CD36, 1722 nucleotides. Its product is annotated as diacylglycerol O-acyltransferase. Gene Ontology annotation, biological process: triglyceride biosynthetic process. Gene Ontology annotation, cellular component: endoplasmic reticulum membrane. Gene Ontology annotation, molecular function: diacylglycerol O-acyltransferase activity. Lineage: Eukaryota; Fungi; Ascomycota; Pichiomycetes; Serinales; Debaryomycetaceae. The coding region runs from base 1 to 1722 and encodes 573 amino acids. The transcript has a single exon. The record is from RefSeq and is a predicted model, not a curated record.